Carya illinoinensis is the source of this 663-nucleotide messenger RNA. RefSeq lists its product as uncharacterized. The transcript is spliced from 4 exons. The coding region runs from base 1 to 663 and encodes 220 amino acids. NCBI's taxonomy places the organism in Eukaryota, Viridiplantae, Streptophyta, Magnoliopsida, Fagales, Juglandaceae. The record is from RefSeq and is a predicted model, not a curated record.
AUGAGGUUGAAAAGGGCAGCAACUGUCGGCAGUGACUGGACGUCGAAGGAAGCCGAUGCAAGGAAACCACCGUCGAUGAUCGAGUUAGAGAUGUGGCGUGAUAGAUUAAGGUUUGAAAACUCUUGUUCUAAUGUUGAUAUAGGGGAUUGCAUGGGGGAUCAAUUUUUUAUAGUUCGGGUUAAUGGGAACUUGAAAGAAUUCCUAUUUACUUUUGUUUAUGCGAAAUGCUCCUACUUGGAGCGUAGAAGACUUUGGAGUGCUUUGAUGAGUGCAAACAUCCAUAAUAUACCAUGGAUGCAUAUGUGGGUAUCCCAUUCUCAAUUUUUUGGAUGUGUUUCUGAGGCUUGGAAUGUCGAGGAUGUUGGGGGAUCAAGGUUUUAUAGCAUUGUAUCAAAGCUUAAACGUUUAAAGGUUGCUCUGAGAUCAUGGAAUAAGCAAAUUUUUGGAAGGACUAAAACCAACAUUGCAAAGCUUGAGGCUCGUAUCAAGGGGUUGGAGGAUAGUCUACAUUCUACUUUUUCAAAAGAAGUGGAGAUUGAUUUAGUUGUCUCUCAGUUGGAGCUCUCGAUUUGGUUGGAUAGGGAAAAGCAGCGUUUAGCUCAACAAGCCAAACAAGGAUGGAUAAAAAAGGGUGAAGCAAAUUCGGCUUUUUUCAUGUUGUGA